Daphnia pulicaria is the source of this 494-nucleotide messenger RNA. RefSeq lists its product as uncharacterized. NCBI's taxonomy places the organism in Eukaryota, Metazoa, Arthropoda, Branchiopoda, Diplostraca, Daphniidae. The transcript has 3 exons. The record is from RefSeq and is a predicted model, not a curated record. The coding region runs from base 107 to 430 and encodes 107 amino acids.
UAGCGUUUCUAGAAAAUGGAUUUUCAUUACGAUUACGAAACUGAAAUUUUUGAAAUGCAACAUCCAAAUAUGUAUUCCUAUUCACAAACGACCCAUCUGUAUAAACAUGCACGGCAAUAAGGAUUGCCUUGACUCUUUCCAAGACAAUUGUCAAGGUACUGAAUGCGAGCACAACAAUGAUGCUUUUUUAAACGGGCUUCUUGGUCGACUAUUUAUUACAUUAAUCCACAAUAAUCGAAAUAUCUUUUCAGGUGAGGUGGUGGUCGCCUCAGCCAUUAAUGAAUUAAUGCCUAAACUUUUGCAACGGUCAUUAACGGGAAGCAUUGCAUAUCAGCCUACUUGUACGUCUUUAAUUUCAAAAUUGUGUUUGUAUCAACCAGGAAAUAAAACUAUACAGGUUCAAAGGACCGGAACAAACAAUGUGUUAUGACCUAUUAGAAAAGUUACUGCAAAAAUGGUUUAGAAAAACCAGCUGGAAACCGGAUAAAAAUCUU